CUUCACUCCCUAUUCUCUGCUGUCUCCACCCCAGAUUCCCGUGCAAUUUUCCCCCAAUCCCCCAAACACUUAAUUGAGCAAUUGGGAUUCCUCACGUGUGGGCUGAUUUGUAGUUUGAACACGUGGCUCAUUCAGAAAAAAAAAAAAAAAAAGCCGGAAUAGCGGAGGAUCUUUUUUUUUUUUUUGUACUCCUCCUGCCCUUUCUUCUUAUUCCAGGCUGUAGACUCAGAGGCGGGCACCAGCCAGCCUUACUUUGUGUGACAUUCUCUGUCUCUUUGCCAAAAGGGCUUUUUGGAGGAAGACACAAAAGUAGUUUAGCCUCCUUUUUUCCCCAUCGCCCGACCCGCCAUCGUUUUUGGAGAGAGGCGAGAUUAAUAAUUGAGCAUUUAUUUAUUGCGCGACAGUGGCAGAGGGGGGCGAGGGAGCGCAAACGCACUGUGGAGGGGCUGCCAGUGUAAAUCUAGCUGUGGCUCGAACCGACCGGGAAGCACGCCACAGCCGCUCCGUAUAGUAGUUGUAAAAGGACUAGGGAAUAAAAGAAAACAAGGCGAUUCGGGCGCACGUCCGUGAGAGAGAGCGAACAACUGUCUCUUCUCCACCUCCACCUCUCUCCGGCGUGAAGAUUGUCCCGUUUCGGCGUGGAACAUGAAUAAACUAUACAUCGGCAACGUGAGCGCUGAGGCGAGCGAGGAGGACUUGGAAAGUAUCUUCAAGCAGUGGAAGAUUCAGCACAGCGGUCCGUUUCUCGUCAAAACUGGCUAUGCGUUUGUGGAUUGCCCGGACGAGAAGACGGCGAUGAGGGCCAUCGAUGUUCUUUCAGGUAAAGUUGAACUUCAUGGGAAAGUUCUGGAAGUGGAGCACUCUGUCCCUAAACGGCAAAGGAGCUGUAAACUGCAGAUCAGGAACAUCCCGCCUCACAUGCAGUGGGAGGUUUUGGACGGUAUGCUUGCGCAGUACGGCGCUGUAGAGAGCUGUGAACAAGUUAACACUGAUAUGGAGACUGCAGUAGUCAAUGUUCGAUAUGCAACUAGGGACCAGGCAAGACUAGCAAUGGAGAAGCUGAAUGGAUCAAUGAUGGAGAACUAUGCCUUGAAAGUGUCAUAUAUCCCAGAUGAGACAGCUGCACCAGAAGGUCCUCCUUCAGGUGGUCGGAGAGGCUUCAAUGCCCGUGGACCUCCUCGUUCUGACUCUCCGGGUUUGGGCGCACGUCCCAAAGUGCAGUCAGAUAUCCCGCUGCGCGUGCUGGUACCCACACAGUUUGUAGGGGCAAUCAUUGGCAAGGAGGGUGCUACCAUACGGAACAUCACCAAACAGACCCACUCAAAAAUCGACAUCCAUCGGAAAGAAAAUGCAGGAGCAGCAGAAAAACCCAUUACAAUUCACUCCACCCCUGAAGGUUGUUCAAAUGCCUGCAGAACCAUCAUGGAUAUCAUGCAGAAGGAAGCAGUUGACACAAAGUUCACUGAGGAAAUCCCACUGAAGAUCCUUGCACACAACAACUUUGUAGGAAGAUUAAUAGGGAAAGAAGGCCGUAACCUGAAGAAAAUCGAGCAAGACACUGGGACCAAGAUCACAAUCUCACCGCUCCAGGAUCUCACUUUAUACAACCCUGAGCGGACAAUAACGGUAAAGGGUUCCAUCGAUGCGUGCUCCAGAGCUGAGGAGGAGGUGAUGAAGAAGAUCAGGGAAUCCUAUGAGAGCGACAUGGCUGCUAUGAAUCUCCAAUCCAACCUCAUUCCUGGCUUGAAUCUGAACGCUUUGGGUUUGUUCCCCAGUGGCGCUCCAGGCAUGGGUCCCUCCAUGGCCAACGUCCCGCCUCCUCCUGGAGCUCAUGGUGGAUGCUUGUAUGGCUGCAGCCCUUAUGGGGCUGAGGGGCCAUUUUGGGCUUCUAUGCUGUCUGCAGGCAGCCAGCCGCUUGCUCAGGGCCAGCCGGAGUCUGAGACUGUUCACCUGUUCAUUCCUGCGCUUGCUGUGGGAGCCAUUAUCGGAAAACAGGGUCAACACAUCAAACAGCUGUCACACUUCGCUGGAGCCUCAAUCAAGAUUGCUCCCGCAGAAGGUAUGGAUGCCAAGCAGAGAAUGGUCAUCAUUGUUGGACCACCAGAAGCUCAGUUUAAGGCACAAUGUCGUAUAUUUGGAAAGCUUAAAGAAGAGAACUUUUUUGGGCCGAAGGAAGAGGUGAAGCUGGAAGCACACAUCAAAGUUCCCUCCUUUGCUGCUGGACGCGUCAUUGGGAAAGGUGGCAAAACGGUGAAUGAGCUGCAGAACUUGACCUGUGCGGAAGUGGUGGUGCCCAGGGACCAGACACCUGAUGAGAACGACCAGGUCAUAGUGAAGAUUAGUGGACACUUCUUUGCAUGCCAGUUGGCCCAGAGGAAGAUUCAGGAGAUCCUGGCUCUGGUGAGGAGGCAACAGCAGCAGCCCAAACCUCCAUCAGGAGCCCAACCUCAAAUCCCACGCAGGAAGUAAAGGUCCAGCAGAUCUGGAAGAACAGUGACUGGCUCCAUCUUGGAACUCGAAAGGUGGACAGAUGCAGAUAAGCUCAGAGUGGGGAAAGAAAAUGACAGUGGAUCCUAACGCACAUCUCAGGGGUCGGGUCAUCAGAACCAAACAUCCACCCCUCUCUGAACAACUUGAUGACUUUAAAGUGGGGUGAUAGGACCUUACACCUCUAAAACUCCACUCACCUCUCUGCAUCAGCUGUGAGAAUGUACUUGAGGAGGACCCCCCCCCCCCCCCCCUACCCUGGGUGUAGUUAUUUUAUUUUGUUCUUUUUACACUAAAAUCGCAAAGAAAUACGGAACCCCACCCCUCCCCUAUCUCCUAUCACCCCCUAUGGUAUGGUACCUUAAAGAAGUUUAGGUUGUUUAGUUUUUCUAAAUUGGUUGAAGCUUUUUUUAACGAGUUUUUCCGUGGGAAAGAAAAAAAAAAAAGGCAUUGCUUGGUCCUGGUCGGACCAACAGAGGUUUAUUUGGGGGGAGGCUUGGUUCUGGCUGGGUGGGCCACAUUUAGGGGAAAAAAAUUCUAGUUUUAGGACAGGACCCCUGUGAAAGGGUGGAGUAUAUCAGGCGUCCUGCCGUCGGAAUGACAGUGGCAUUUUUAAAAAAAAAAGAAAAAUUUGGAUGCAUUUUAUAGAUAAGACCUAUAUGAGUAGAUCAAUAUAUAAAUAUAAAUAAAUAUAUAUAUAUAUUUAGUGGAGGGGGUAGCACUGCAACUGACACUUCUGGGGAAAAGGGUGCCAAACUGCUGCUGCUGCCCUUAACCAAUUAAAUAUGCAUUUUGUUUAACUACCUCAGGAUCUAGUACCUCAGAAGAGAAAAAAAGAUUAUAUGGAGAAAAAAAAAAGUUCCUUUCUUUUUAUUUUGCUUUUGUGGUAUUUUGUAUACUUUAUAAAGCUGAUAGUCUUUGAACACUUUUAUUUUUUUAAGAAAAUUUAAAAUGUCUGGGUCAGCUGCCAACUGACCUUGCCUUCAACUUUGGUGCUUUAGGCAGCAUUGUACAUGUGGAUGUGUGAACAAAGAUGACCCUGUACAUAGUUUAUUUGUACAUAGCAGCCUUGGAGCAAGAGUUGCCCAACACCCUCCCACCCUCAGCUGGCGGCUGACGGAGAAGUAUAUAGAGAAAAAAAAUUGCUUCAGUUUCCCCCCACUCCCCUUCCGAUGGUCCAUCUUCUGGAAGACAACAAACAAGUACAGAACAAAUCACAUCCAAAAAAUGCCAACCGUACAUGUUUGCAGCAAUGCCAUUUAGUUUGGGGUUUCGUUGGUAGUUUUAAUGUCAAGUUCUUUCUUUGCCUUCCUAUGGGGGCUGCGAUGGAUCCUCCCUGUAGCUGUUGUCAGAGCAUCUUGUUUUGUUUUUCUUUUUUCCCCUUUUGGUCUGUUUUAUUUCUGGGUCAUCUGCCGCUGUAUUGAUAAUGCUGUCCUGGUAAGGUCCAAACGCUGCCAUAGUGACAUGGCCAUCAAGUCAUUUAUAUCCUCUGCAUGGUGAGAGUAGGGGGAGUGGGACAGAUGGAUGCAUUUUUAUGUUUUGUGCUUUAAGAAAGUGAGCUGACCUGUUUUGCAACUUGAUUCGUCUUUGUUUUUUUUUCUCUUUUUUUUUUUUUUUUGGGUCGCUCAUACAAGUUAAGUCACAUAAUUGUGAAUGAACCCCGACUCGGAAGGAAAGCAACGAUCCAAAUCGUAGUCCAUUAAUUUCCUUUGUUUCCAUGCCGAAUGUAAAUAUAUAUCAAUUGUGGUAAAAGUGCUUGUGUAUCCAUGCUUCCACAGUAGAACGCAGUCUACCUCAGCUAAGGGGGUGAGAGGUGGGGGAGGGAGUUGCUGUGGCACUGAACGCCUCACCCCGCCCCCACUGAGCGCCAGCGCGCACCAAUACCUCAGUACCCCGAACACUUGUUUCUACCUGGGCGCGCCCUCCUGACACCAUGCUUAACUGAGGGGCACAAGUGAUACUUAAAAUGAUCCUCCUGACACUCACUCUCCCCUCAUCCAGUUUGUUUUUGAUCUACCUCUUUAGACACAUAUUUGAAUUAGAGGCAUUCUUCCAUUUGUUUGAAUCCCACCCCCUCACACACACCUUUUGUCCACCUCCCCAGAAAAGAAAUGAAAAUUUAAAUUCAUUAACUUUGUAGAAUUGAGAAUAAUGGAAAGUAAUGGAAAUGUUUUCUUUUGACAGUGUUUAUAUUUAUAUAUAAUUCUUUUGGCUUUAUUGAAAUCCUCAAUGGUUAUUCCUUUCUGCUUUCUCUUUUUGGUGGUGUGGCUUACAUAUAUUCAAACUAUUGCUAUUUUUUCUGUAAGAAGUUCUUGGAUUGUUUUUUUUUUUUUUUUUUUUGCUUUCAGUCUGAUACAAAAAAGGACCUGUUUUUUUUUUUUUUUUUUUUUUCAUCUUUCAGAUUCAUAAGACUUGGAGACAAGAAAAUGCAAGUCCCUUUUGUCUUUCACAAAUGCUACUCACUUGCUGAUUUAACAGCAUUUUUUGGUUAGCAUUUCUUGGCUGUGUAAUGUGGAACAUAAUUUUUUUUUCUUGGUAUGGGACAAAUUAGAGGGACUGAAUCCGUAAUGGAAAACUGAUUACUUUAGCAUGAUAUUCCCUCCUUCCCCUUUCAGCAACCAUAUUUGUGCCCCUUCACCUCCCCACAAAUGCACAGCUCCACUUGUCAAAUGCCUCUGAAUAAUAAAAAAAGGAAUAAAAAAAAAAAA
Messenger RNA from Girardinichthys multiradiatus, 5195 nucleotides. RefSeq names its product insulin-like growth factor 2 mRNA binding protein 3 (gene igf2bp3). Gene Ontology annotation, biological process: regulation of gene expression; nervous system development. The record is from RefSeq and is a predicted model, not a curated record. Gene Ontology annotation, molecular function: mRNA 3'-UTR binding. The transcript is spliced from 16 exons. NCBI's taxonomy places the organism in Eukaryota, Metazoa, Chordata, Actinopteri, Cyprinodontiformes, Goodeidae. Gene Ontology annotation, cellular component: nucleus; cytosol; cytoplasm. The coding region runs from base 646 to 2469 and encodes 607 amino acids.